Messenger RNA from Paracoccidioides lutzii Pb01, 264 nucleotides. RefSeq lists its product as hypothetical. The transcript has a single exon. The coding region runs from base 1 to 264 and encodes 87 amino acids. The record is from RefSeq and is a predicted model, not a curated record.
AUGUAUGGCGUCCGUGAGAGAAGGGUGAAUGAUGAAUUAAACGGCUGGGAGUCGAGUAUUUGCACCACCCAAGAGAAACAGUUUGUGCUAGUCUCCAUACGUGGUAGGUACGCGGAAUCACGUGCAGGGCCCCCUGGUGGGCCGCUCGACGGCGUUCGCCUUACGCCCCCGACACUGUUACUCUGGAUUGACUUUGUAGUUCACAUGGACUCUAUAGUCCAACCUCAAACUCAAUGCGAGGCAUCAAACCAGUUGGCUAGGUAG